Soboliphyme baturini is the source of this 2639-nucleotide messenger RNA. Lineage: Eukaryota; Metazoa; Nematoda; Enoplea; Dioctophymatida; Soboliphymatidae. The record is from the annotation of a GenBank genome assembly.
UUGUAUUUUAGUCCGUCUGCUUCACAGAAGCAGCUUCAGAAAGAAAAGCUUGAAAAAGAUUAUGCCGCCGCCGCCGAAGAAGUCGAAAACCUAGUCACAGCUGUCAGGGAGCGGAUUAAAGUAGUAAAGAAUAACCUGGCUUCGUGCAAGCUGCUGCUGCAGUGCAAAAGAGACGAGCUUAAAAGACUCUGGCUAGAUGCGGCCGAACAGAAGUAUGUCACCCGUCUACUUGAAGAGAUGCUUGUUCUAUUUUCAGAAACAGCUCUCAGUGGUAAUCUGAAGGAUAUUGAAGGUCUGAAUGAAAUAAGACAAACCGUGGCUCGGCUGAAUAAGGAACUGUACGAGCAAAUUGUGCAAGAAAUAAAGGCUAUUCUGUACUCGAAAACAUCUGAGGAAGUACUCUUUGCGGUUCGAUUGACGAAUCUCGAUUCGCCAGGUCACGAUAAAUCUGUAACUGACUCGAAUUCUGCUAUGUGCGUUUCGUCUUACAUUACGUCAUCAGUUGGGCAUGACAUUUUGAUGUCGCUUCACGAAACGCCAGUUAUUCAGGAUGACGGUUACGCGUACGAGGACCUGAAGCUGAAUCCCGAAACGAAGAUCGUUCAGUAUAUUGCUGUUCUUGUUGAAUCUUGCGGCCAUUUGGGAAGGUUCUCUGAUCUUGUGAAAAAUCUCAAAGAAGGCAUCGUUUCAGAUCUGUGGCGAUUGGUUAAUCGCACAUCUGGCUACGUACAAAAGUACAUAUGUGGUUCGAUCAGCAACGCGAACGACAGUCAGGUCUUAGCCGAGCUGCUUCAUCUGCUUUUCGUACAGUUCAAGAUUCUAACCGCUGUUUACGGUGCUUUUUUGCAACAGCUGAAUCGAGUUCGCGAAAAGCGCAAGAUGGAAGAGCUGGACACGGUCAGCAUGGAAUUCUUCAUUGAGCACGUGCAGUUCAUUGUCGAGCAGCUACUUGACUACUACCUCGAUCUGAGCAGCAGUUCGAAGCAAAAAGACACGACUCCAACGUAUUUCGGUAACGUCUCUAGCUAUUUCCAGAAGCGACCACCCACGACUGCCAAGAAGCCGUUAUUUCGGUUCAUGUCCACUGCGCAUGCUAUCAAUAUCACCGCCUUUAACAUGGAACAGAAGUUUGCGCAAACGGAUAUUGGUGCCAACGACGACAACAAAACGUACAUCUGUCGCCCUGGUUCCGAAAACAUCAAAGUCAUCUUUUCACCAAUCAUGAAGUUCAUCGCUGAGCUUGAGACACAAGUGAAAAGCCCUUGUCGUUUACGUACCUUUCUCGACAAUUAUAUUCGCGACGUUUACUUGCCCCGUUUAAAAAUGGACAUCACGCAGAAGCUGGAUACCUUGUUGUCUACGCCCGAUGCGUGGACCAAAUGCACCACAUUCGACGAGCAGAUCCAGUUGGGGGUGUCUCUGCCGCUGUUAUCGUCGUCCGUGCAGGUGAUUGAUACCUAUAGAUACUUGGACAUGCUGAUGUGUGCGGCGCCGUUGUUUGCGAGAGAGUUUUUUCUGCUGUGCUGCCAACUCUUGGCAAAGUACGAAUCGUCGGCGAAGGCCGCCUACUCAUCCCUCAUUCGCUACUCACACAACAACCAACCAGAGAGGCGCAAGAUCAGUGCUGCAUGGGCGGUGGACAGCGACAUCAGUCGCCUGCUGAAGUCGUUACCGAAUUGGAUUGCGACCACUGCCGACCUACAUCCAACUGGAUCGUCUAGCUUUAGCCCGCAGAACAUCGCCAAUACGCCCAUUAUGGAAAGCGCCAGCGACAUCCGCUCACGGAAUAUCCGCGAAUCAGAAAUCCUGAUCAGCAAUCUUGGAACCCAGAAACGGAUCGAAGAGAGCGAAAUCAUCCUUGAUGACCCAAGACGCUACUUGCUGCUGGCAGGUUUUCAGGAGUCGGUCGAAUAUUUUUCGAAUAAUAUCCGCUUGAUGUGGUCGGCGAUGUCGCAGUCCGUUAAAUCCUUGGUUCGGGGUGAUGCUUCUGAUUUCCAGAAUUUGUCUUACCAGGAUUCUGUGAACUUGGUAAACGAAUUCGAUAAGUACAUGGCCGAUAUCGACGCUCUCUCUGCCACUUGUCUGCUCAUGCUGCACUUGGAGGUGCGAGUGCACUGCUUUUAUCAUUUGUUACCGUUGUCCAAAAAGCCAUUUACGGGAUCUGCCCAGGAGAUAGACGAGGAGAUCGCUAGGCUUAACAAAGAUCUGGUUCAACUGCAUGAUAUUUUAAUGAACAGUUUGCAGUCAUGCAAGGUCAGGUACAUUUUCGAAGGCUUGGGGCAUUUAGUGGCAUCCAUAUUUAUUAAUAUGUGCCCACAGAUUUCGAAGAUUAGUGACGCGGGAAAGAAGCGAAUCUGUAGGGAUGUUUUUUCAGUUAAUCAGUGUUUGUCCAAUCUCACCGGCACUCGCGAAGCCGACCUUGAUAUGGCGGGAAAGUACUUCGAGUUACUCUACAAAUCUCCCGACGAUAUCUUGAAUUACAUAGUCGAAAACGGCGCUGACUUCGACGAGGUUGAAUAUACGAACCUGUUAGCCCUGGCGGUGCGGUCCAAUUCAUAUUUAUGCAGUGAACCUGGAGCAUUGGAUCAAAGAAUCAGCCGCCUUCAUGACAUUUUGAAUGAACGCAGAAGCCUUUGAAC